Messenger RNA from Chenopodium quinoa (quinoa), 3130 nucleotides. RefSeq lists its product as uncharacterized. The record is from RefSeq and is a predicted model, not a curated record. The transcript is spliced from 11 exons. The coding region runs from base 612 to 2708 and encodes 698 amino acids. Lineage: Eukaryota; Viridiplantae; Streptophyta; Magnoliopsida; Caryophyllales; Amaranthaceae.
CAAUAUUGUCAAACCAAGUGAAUUUUGUGGGCUUUAUGUAGUAAUUUGUGUGCGAUGUUUAACAAAUCCCUUAUAAGACGCAGGGGAUAAAUAAAGUGAACAUGCCUUAAAUUUAAAGGACAUAUUCGUUAUAAAAAAUUGCUACUGUAGCACUUUUUCACCUUUCUCCAACAACUAUUGUAACUUGUUAUAAUUGCCGACUCUUCUUCCCUUCUGUAUCUUCCGGAUUUUUCACCAUUCUAUAAUUAACAACCGACUUACCUCCCAUUUCUCUCUCAUCUGUCUUUAAUUAUUAUUGUUAAGAAAUAACAGAAAAAUACAAAUACCAGCAGAAAAAAUACAAAUCUUUGCGGCUGUUACAUAAUCAUAAAUUCAUAAUACAUCAUUUUCUCUGUCUCCUCUUUGAAGCUCUCUUUAAUGGAGUCUUUUUGACGUUUUUGUGCACUGUAUAAUUACCACUUUAAUUUAUGAUUGCAUUCAAUUCAAUUCAAUUAUGGUAUGAAGUUCGGCGGUCAUGCCUUUUCUCGCUCCCCUCGUCACUUUCCUUGUCAUUGCAUUCAACAAUUUUUUUGUGAUUGCUGGUGAAUUGGCUGAAAAUUCGGAAGAUUUUGAUGGGGAAUUUGGAUAAUGGACAAUAUAUUUUCCCCUUGACAAGCUUGCAAAUCGGGGAUUUGCAGUCUUAUCUUUCCCAUCUUAACAUUUUCCUGGCUACUGAAAGCAACACAUUUUAUAUUUUAGUGGACAAUAGACCAUGGCUUGAAGGUCUUGGAUCACGUCGUGCACACUUGUGGCAAUUGAUGGUUACUAAGUCCAGGUUGUCCCCAUUUGCUAACAGUAGUGCUCGUAAAAAGAGGAAUAUUGGUAAAGAGAAAUUAGAGAAAAAGGCUACCAACAAAGCAAUUAAUUCUAACCAAUGCACCAAGUCUACUAAUUCAAAGAUUUCAGAGAGAUGGUUUUCGCUGAUUGAUGCUGCCACGUUAUCACAAAAGAGGGCUCUGUUACCUGUAAAGAAGCUUAAAUACUCCUUGCAGUUAAAUCAGGAGCUCCAUAGGACCUUGUUUGGGUUGAUUAUAUUUGAAGUCUCUUGGGAUGAUGUUCGUGGUAUCAAUUAUCUAAAUGAACUACAGACUGACACAUCUUUGGCAAUAGAAACCAAAUUUAUGAGAAGAUGGGAAUUCAGCAGUAUAUUGCAAGCUGUAGGCUGCAUUUCUUCUUGGUUCUCAGGAACAGAGCAUGAGCAGAACCUUUUGAAAGAUUAUCUUCUAUCUACUGCUGAUGAAGUGUUCCAUGAUGCCAAGGAGGAUUUCUCGGAUGAAGAGACUACUUGUUUUUAUGAUGCUGUAGUGGAGAAUGAAUCUUCCUAUGGUAUUUCAGUUGGGUUUGAUGCAUGUCCCACAGGAUCUGAAAAUGACACUAGUAUCUUGCAUACACCACCACCUUCUAACGUACCUUAUAAAAGAAGAAAAGUCAUUCGAUCUAGCAGCUCUGGAAUUGAAGCUGAUACCUACUCUGAGGAAACUCCUAAGACUCCAAAGAGGACUUUUGACCCAUUUGAGAAUUUUGAGAAUACCAUUGAAGCGACUGAAUACAAAGAUAUCUUGCUUAUAUAUAGAUUUAAUGACAAAGAUCUUCCUUUCAAGUUAAAGGACAUAAUUAUGGGUGACCUGCGCUUGCUUACUCUCUUAGAAUCUGGGCUUCCAUCUUGGGUGAUAUUUCUUCAAUCAUACCCUGUCUUUUGCCAUCUUUAUCGUCCGUGGAUGUGUCCUCUAGCCAGAGCUUUAUACGUGAUCAUUUCAAUUACCACUGUUAUGAUCGGAUUUUACGACUUAUACAAGAAUGUGCCACUUCUUAAGGCAACAGCAUCUCGUUUGCUUGGACCUAUCUUUGAUUGGAUAGAGACUUGGGAGAUGGCAUCAAGGGUCAAGUAUUUGGGGACAAUGUUAUUCUUGCAUAAUUUUGAGAAGGCUGUUAAAUGGCUUCUAAUGAUAACACGUACUAUGAGAUCAUUUUUUUCUGUUUUUGCUCAGCCAAUUGUUGAGCCACUUAUAAAAUUUUCCAAAUUCUUUCAUCCGUUCUGGAGUGCGUGUAUUGAGAUGUCAGAGAGCUUAUUUUCAUUCAUCUGCAUUGUUCUCGGAACUUCAUACAGUUUUGUUGUUGGUGUAGUCGAGAUAGUAUUAUUGCCAAUCUGGUUGCUCAUUUCAUUCGUCUACACCACAGCAAUCUCCAUCAUAUUGCCGAUUUUUUGGGCCUGCUGGGAAAUUUUUAAUGCGCCAGUUCGCUUGGUCCUUGCAUUGUUCAGUUUCAUAGCCUAUGUCUGUACCAUUGUAUAUGAAAUGUUUGGAGAAUUGUGGUCAUCUGCUUGUAGCAUAAUCAAUAUUGCAUCAACUACCGAGGCAACUGUAAAAACAACAUAUGAGGUCUCAAUGUGGCGCUCACUGUGGAAUGACUUGUUCUCAAAGGUUUUCCGUGCUGUUAGGAGCAUUUUGAAUGGUUUUGUUGCUUUCUUCACAGCUUGCAACAGGCAUCGACUUAGUAUUUAUAACCACUUAAAGGAGUUCAUCCAGAAACCAUCUCGCCAACGCUGCCGAUCACAGCAUAUAAAUCUUCAUCACACAAAAAGGCAUGUACAUCUGCAUCGGCAGGCACAAUUACAUAGAACCCGAAAGUUGGCAGAGGAUGCCAAUAGAGAGCCUCGACAUAUAGAGUGAAAUAUCUGAUGGCUGAUAUCUGUCAACUGUUUACUCAAGUAGAAACGAAAGAGUUGAACAUAUUUAUCAGCAUGCAUAUCUUGGUGCAAUCUGAUCAUUCUUUCUUUAUUGGUACUCAAAAUUGAAUUUUCUCAUUAUUUCAUUCUUUCUUUUCUAGGCAUCCUCUAUUAUAGAGUAUAGACCAAUGUUUUUCCAAUUAAUUGUAGAUAUGUAUAUAUAUAAUGAAAUGUAAAUAUGUAACCCGCUUCUGCCAUAAUGUAUUUAGCAGCAAAUAGAAAGUGAGGUAUAUGUAUAGAGCAACAUUUUCGCCUGUUCACCAAUUAGAAUUAUCAAUGAGCUGGUAGUCUGAUAGUAUCGACUAUUGUGUACAUUUUGGCCAAUUUAAUAUUAUAUUAUAUAAUUAAAGUAUGUAUUUCUGGAGA